CCACCCAGCUGCUGCCUGGGCAGUCUCCCAGCCUGGGCCUCAUCCACAGCCAGCUUCUCUGGGAUCAUAGGCCUGCCCAGCGGCAGCUUCUUUGGGUCCUCUCUGAACCCGCAUCGCUUACCUGAACCUCAGGUUUUCUUUAGGGACCUGGGCCUCUUUUGUCCUAGACCUUCAGCUCCUCAGCAAACGGUCUCUACAGGUCCUGCCCUCCCUCUCGGGCCUCUCUUGCCUCACUAGGCCAUUUCACCCUUUGUUCUGCUGCUCAUCCCACGCAUGGAGAACCCAGGACUGGUUGUGCAUGGGCAGGCUGCUUCCUUUUCCACAGCACUCCGAAGUCUUGUCAACAACCCCCGGUACAGCGAUGUUUGCUUUGUGGUUGGUCAAGAACGGCAAGAGGUGUUUGCCCACCGGUGCUUGUUGGCCUGUAGAUGCAACUUCUUCCAGAGACUUCUGGGGACAGAGACGGGCCCUGGGGUACCUAGUCCUGUGGUGCUAAGCACGGUGCCGACCGAGGCCUUCUUAGCUGUGCUGGAGUUCCUGUAUGCCAACAGCGUCACGCUGCACCGCUACUCAGUGCUGGAGGUGCUGACAGCAGCUGUGGAGUAUGGGCUGGAGGAACUUCGAGAGUUAUGCCUGGAGUUUGUGAUGAAGGUUCUGGAUGUGGAGCUGGUUUGUGAGGCCCUGCAGGUGGCUGUAACCUUUGGCCUGGGGCCGCUGCAGGAGCGGUGCAUAGCCUUCAUAGAGGCUCACAGCCAGGAGGUUCUACAAACCCGCGGCUUCCUGGAGCUAUCGGCCACUGCGCUGCUGCCCGUGCUACGCAGUGACAAGCUCUGUGUGGACGAGGCUGAGCUGGUCAAGGCAGCCCGAAACUGGGCGCGCGUGGGCGCCGUGAGUGGGACCCGGGGGAGGCGAGGGCGAAGCGGCGAAGGCCGCAGGAACUCGGCAAGCGGACGGCAGGGCACAGGCCGCCGCUCCGCCGGGGCUCAAGGUUUACUUCCACAGGCGGUGUUGGAGCGACCGGUGGCCGAGGUGGCGGCUCCAGUGGUUCGAGAGCUGAGACUAGCCUUGCUGGCCCCGGCGGAGCUGAGCGCCUUGGAAGAGCAGAACCGACAGGAGCCGCUCAUCCCGGUGGAGCAAAUUGUGGAGGCGUGGAAGUGCCAUGCCCUACGGAGAGGAGAUGCGGCCCCGGGCGCACCGUGCAGGCGGCGAAGGGGAACCCUGCCCCGGGAUCACCACCGUUUUCUGGACCUUCGUUUCAAAUGAUCCACUUCCGGAACUUGGGAGGCAUCUGAUCUGAUCACACUCCAAACUACAGCUCCCGAGGUGCCCUGCGCCCGAGGCGGGCUUCCGCCCCCAGCAAGCCCUGCGAGCCGGAGGCCGGAAGGACCAUGUAGGGGCGGGCCAGUGCCAGUGGACCCAAGUUGGAGUCGUGUCACGGGCUCGGGCGACGCCCCGAGGCCGGAAGCGAGGGUGGCAUGUGUUCCGUGAGCUCACACCGCAUCUUGCUGCCGGUCACUCCUCAGUCCCUCUAUUCGGUUGACGCUCUUAUCUAUGCAGCGCAUCCUCCUUAACAACAAAUCAGCUUCCUGGCUCCAGGCUCAGCGCGGAGCUUCUCAUCUUCUCCUCUCUCCCAGUCCCGUAAAUACUGUUUCUCAUUUCUGCGGGUCAGGAACCAGGAUCUCUUCUUGCUUACCUCAUGCCCUUUCUCCCUUCCAAUAGUACUUUCGAGUUGGUUUAGUCUGCAGCCUAUCUUCUGUCACUUUUGGGGAUCUUUUCUGUCAUUACCCCUCCAGUGCCCUCUCACUCCUUCUCCCCACCCCCAAUGCUCAUUGCAUCCCUGUUCCAUCGUUGUGAUUGUCACGCCCUUCCCUGGGUCCUUCAGCAUUCCAGGAUCUAAAGUUUCUAGAUAUUUAGCGGUUCUUAACAUUGAGUUUGGGAGUUCCAGAAUUAAUUUUUGGGGGGGGGGGUUAGGAGGUGGGUAAUCUCUCACUGAGUAAUCCCAGCUGGCCUAGAACUCAUUUUGUAGGCCAGGCUAGCCUUGAACUCACAGAGCUCUGACUGCCUGUGCCUCCCUGGUACAGCGAUUAAAGACAUCGUGUACUAUUCCAGCUAAAUUAAAAAAAAAAACAACAAAAAA
Molecule: messenger RNA, 2137 nt
Organism: Alexandromys fortis (reed vole)
Lineage: Eukaryota; Metazoa; Chordata; Mammalia; Rodentia; Cricetidae
Gene: Btbd19
Product: BTB domain containing 19
Exons: 7
Coding region: 274-1263 (329 amino acids)
Molecular function (GO): protein binding
Source: RefSeq, a predicted model, not a curated record